This is a messenger RNA of Pezoporus occidentalis (night parrot), 3198 nucleotides long. It is a transcript of the gene DRD1, whose product is annotated as dopamine receptor D1. Gene Ontology annotation, molecular function: G protein-coupled receptor activity; dopamine neurotransmitter receptor activity, coupled via Gs. The coding region runs from base 13 to 1368 and encodes 451 amino acids. Lineage: Eukaryota; Metazoa; Chordata; Aves; Psittaciformes; Psittacidae. Gene Ontology annotation, cellular component: plasma membrane. The record is from RefSeq and is a predicted model, not a curated record. The transcript has a single exon. Gene Ontology annotation, biological process: vasodilation; adenylate cyclase-activating adrenergic receptor signaling pathway; G protein-coupled dopamine receptor signaling pathway.
UCAGGAGAAACUAUGACUUGGAACAACACCACUAUGGACGGGGAAGGGUUGCUGGUGGAAAGGGACUCUUCCUUUCGAAUCCUCACAGGCUGCUUCCUCUCACUACUGAUCCUCUCCACAUUGCUGGGAAACACACUGGUGUGUGCAGCUGUCAUUAGGUUUCGCCACCUCAGGUCCAAGGUGACCAACUUCUUUGUCAUCUCCUUGGCUGUGUCAGAUCUCUUAGUGGCAGUUUUGGUCAUGCCUUGGAAAGCUGUGGCUGAGAUUGCUGGUUUCUGGCCUUUUGGUUCAUUUUGCAACAUCUGGGUGGCCUUUGAUAUUAUGUGCUCAACAGCCUCCAUCUUAAAUCUCUGCGUCAUUAGUGUGGACAGAUACUGGGCCAUCUCCAGCCCAUUUAGGUAUGAGAGGAAAAUGACUCCCAAGGCAGCUUUCAUCCUGAUCAGCGUGGCAUGGACUUUGUCCGUGUUGAUUUCCUUCAUCCCUGUGCAGCUGAACUGGCACAAGGCUACAACCACAAGUGUUUUGGACCUGAAUUCCAGCUUAGAAGAUGAGGGCAUGGACAACUGUGAUUCUAGCCUAAACAGGAUGUAUGCCAUCUCCUCUUCUCUAAUUAGCUUCUAUAUACCUGUGGCCAUCAUGAUAGUAACUUACACAAGGAUAUACCGGAUUGCUCAGAAGCAAAUACGACGCAUCUCAGCUUUGGAGAGAGCAGCAGUGCAUGCCAAGAACUGCCAUACCACAAGUGGCAACAGAAGCAGUAUGGACUGCCAUCAACCAGAGAGCAACUUCAAAAUGUCCUUCAAGAGGGAAACAAAGGUUUUAAAGACUUUGUCAGUGAUCAUGGGGGUGUUUGUGUGUUGCUGGUUGCCAUUUUUUGUAUUGAACUGCAUGAUUCCCUUCUGUGAGCCUACUGAACCAUCCAAGGGAGCAGAAGCCUUCUGCAUUAAUUCCACCACCUUUGAUGUUUUUGUUUGGUUUGGAUGGGCUAAUUCUUCCCUCAACCCCAUCAUUUAUGCCUUCAAUGCUGAUUUCCGCAAGGCAUUUUCGACCCUGCUGGGAUGCUACAGGCUCUGCCCUCUGUCCGGCAAUGCUAUAGAGACUGUUAGUAUUAACAAUAACGGAGCAGUUGUUUUUUCGAGCCAACAUGAGCCCAAAGGGUCCAGCCCCAAAGAGUCUAAUCUGGUUUAUCUGAUUCCACAUGCAAUUAUCUGUCCAGAAGAAGAACCUCUCAAAAAGGAAGAAGAAGGUGAACUAUCUAAGACCUUGGAGAAAAUGUCUCCAGCAUUGUCGGGUAUCUUGGAUUAUGAAGCUGAUGUUUCUCUGGAAAAGAUCAAUCCCAUUACACAAAAUGGGCAGCAUAAAACCUGAACAGUAAGGUUUACUCAGCAAGACCCAAUAGUGUAUAUUGUAAUAAUCUUAAAAAAUCCCCCACAAAAGCCAAGAUUUCUUGGCAAGAAACUAAGCUCUAGGGAGAAAUACACAUUUACAUCAAGCCCAGAAUUAAUUUUCCUGUCAUUCAAAACAAAUUUAACAUUUUAAACAACAAAGAGGAAAAAUAACAGAAAAUUGGUAAAAAAAUACAUGAUUAAACUGUACUGUUUGUACUAGAGAAAAUAUACAAAUUUAGAUACAGUGCAGUGACAGAGAAAAUAUUUCUUCUUCUCUACACAGAGAAACCAAUUUUAGCUUAAAAUGAGGCAAAAGAUAAACGUUAAGUAUUUAAAGAUUAGUGUUUACUAGAAGUUAAAAGAUUGCUGUGUCUUGUGAUAGUGGGUGUGAACAGGUCAUAAUUAAAGACUGAGGGAUUGUAAAAGUAGGUAGAUGCCUUCUUAAAAUUAUUUCUAAAAUAUAAUUGAGCCUUAUAACGAGAAUGGUUAUUUUUAAAGCUUUGGGAGGUCAUAUGUUGAUACUGGUUUUAUUUAUUUAUUGUUUUAAAUUGAUAUUUUUCAUAUGUUAUAACAAAUCUAACUUUAUUUAUGUUAUUUAAAAUGUCUAAAUAACGGGAUAUUUUUGGAGUGUCAUAACUGCAUUUUGACCAGUCAACCAGUUAGCACUUUAUUACAAGCUUUGAUAGUCUGGAGGGCCAAUGAGGGUUAAUGAAGGAACGUUAAGAAGCUCACUGAGAAAUGAAGGAAUGAACAAAACUGAUGCUGUGUUGAGUUCAUUUGCUUGUGGGCUUUUCUUUUUAAUUUUAAGUGGGAUUUCUUUCAAAAGAUAGGACCAGCAUUGGCUGAGUUGUGAAUUCUCUUCCCUUAUAGAAAUAAAAAGAAAAAAAAAUUGCUGCUAUUUAUUUUUCAAAAGUUUCAUGUUACAAAGACUUUGCUAGAAUGUCGAGUUUGUGGAGCUGUAAAUACCUUAAAUAUGACUACAACCUUAAGAAGAAUUCAAUUUGAGAAGAAAAGCUUCUUAGAUAACAAUUCUUAGUAUAUAAUGUUUUGUAUUUAUGUAAGAUAAACAGCUUUCUCAGACUUUUCUUAUUUCAAGUCUUGGAUAUCUUUUCUGAACAAACACAAUUGGUUAUAAUGGUAGUAAAGAUGCCCAAACCUCAUUAUCAUCUGUAUUUCUGCAGUACCACCGGGAUCAUGCUGUCUGUCUGCUACUGUAUCAGAAUUAAAAAGUGAGGUACCUAGUGCUUUACUUUGGAUACUAGGAGGACAUUACAUUUUAGUAAUUGCCAUGUCAAUAGUCCAUUCAAUAAGGAUUAGUGCCUCAUUACCAUUUUGGAUUAAGACAUUUCUAAAUAUGGAUGGAACUGCAGCCCCCAACUCAAACACUUCCUGUGAGCUCCAAAAAAGUUACCAAUGUUUAAUUCAGAAAACCUGCUACUUUUCCAUUGUCCUUCCUGCUUUCCCUUUGCAAUGCCAAAAGCAAUCAGUGAACAUUAGCAACAGGAACAUUGGGUAUUAAUAUUCAGCAGCAUUCAAAGAAAGCUAUUUGUUUUCUGAAUGGGAGAAAAUACCCUUUGGAGCAACUUUUUCAUAACAUAUAUAUAAAAAAAAGUGUUGUCAGGAAAAGAGAACUGAGAGGAAAAAAACCCAUAAAGUCUAAUGAACUAUAUACAUCCUGCAUCAGGUCUGUGUAUUUAUGUAUUGUGAAUGUUUUCAUAAUUUUAUUGCCUGUAUGCUGCUUUCAUACAUAUAAUAAAAUUAUUUUGUGAACAGAAGGUCAAAUAAACCUCUCUACAUUGCAUUUAUUAAA